This is a messenger RNA of Capronia coronata CBS 617.96, 1602 nucleotides long. RefSeq lists its product as uncharacterized. The coding region runs from base 1 to 1602 and encodes 533 amino acids. Lineage: Eukaryota; Fungi; Ascomycota; Eurotiomycetes; Chaetothyriales; Herpotrichiellaceae. The transcript is spliced from 2 exons. Gene Ontology annotation, molecular function: iron ion binding; monooxygenase activity; heme binding. The record is from RefSeq and is a predicted model, not a curated record.
AUGGGCGGCAGCAGCUCACCGGUGAAGGCCAUAGGACUGGCAGACAGCCUCUUCCCCGCGAAAAUGCUGUUUCGAUACGGACUGUGGCUGCUCGGCAUCCUCUUCACAACUAGAGUCCUGUUGUCUCUAUACAGAUCUCUCACCUCUCCCCUCCGCUCUGUACCUGGACCAUUCCUUGCCCGCUUCGGAAGGUUCUAUUACUUCUGGAGAGUCAGCUGGGGCCGAUGGGAACAUGACAACAUAGCACUACACCGGAAGUAUGGCCCUAUCGUCCGCGUCGCCCCGGAUAUGUACAGUAUCGAGUCCCCGGAGAUCGUGAAGAAGGUCUACGGCAUUGGCUCCAAGUUCCCCAAGUCAGACUGGUAUGAUGCGUGGAGGCACCCGGAUCCGAACCGCUGGACUCUGUUUCCAGACAGGGAUAUGAAGCGACACGCCGAGACCAGGAAAAGAUUUCAGGCGAUGUAUUCCAUGUCAAGUUUGGUGAACUAUGAAAGAUAUGUGGAUGAGUGUGCUGAGAUUUUCGACAAAAGGCUGAGCGAGUUCGCAGCACGUGGUGAUAUCAUCAACAUGGGCCAUUGGCUGCAAUGCUAUGCUUUUGAUGUCAUCGGCGAUAUCACCUACUCCCAGCGGUUCGGUUUCUUGGACAGGGGUGAGGAUGUUGCUGGAUUGCUGCAGGCACUGCACGGAGUGUUGAAGUACGGAGCCUUGGUGGGCAUAUAUGCUUGUUGGCAUCCUCUAGUAUUCGACCUCUCGAGUCGUUUUGGUCUGGGGGGCGCAGCAGGUCGAACCUACUUAAUGAAAUUCGUCGAAGAGCGCAUCCGACAGAGGAAAGAGGCGACCAAGACCGGCAGAGAUACGGGAAGAACUGGCCACCGAGACGACAAUGCGCCCGUAGAUUUCCUGGAAAAGCUCAUGAACGCCAAUCGGGAGGAUCCUGAUAGAGUAACACCCUAUCAUGUCUUCAUGAUGGGCUUGUCGAACAUCAUUGCAGGAUCUGAUACCACCGCCAUCAGCCUUUCGUCCAUCCUGUACAACCUGCUAAAGCAUCCAGAGAAGAUGCGAAAGCUCCGAGAGGAGAUAAAGGAGUUCGAGGGUCAAAACCGAUGCGGCAAUCCAAAUGUGUCCUUCAGAGAGAGUCAAGAAAUGCCGUAUCUGCAGGCCGUCAUGAAGGAGGCUCUCCGUGUGCACCCAGCAACCGGCUUACCUUUAUGGAGGGUUGUACCCGACGGCGGUGUUGAGAUUUGCGAUCGAUUCUUUCCACCAGGCACCAUCGUUGGAGUCAACACCUGGUGUGCUCAUUACAACGAAGACGUCUUCGGCCCUGAUGCCAAAGUUUUCCGACCGGAGAGGUGGGCUGAAGCCGAGAAGGAGGGUGGCGAGAGGCUCAAGAACAUGGAGGCUUAUUACAUGCCGUUCGGUUUAGGAUCAAGGACUUGCAUCGGCCGCCAUAUCUCUUUCUUGGAGAUGUCCAAGUUGAUUCCGCAAAUGAUCAGAAAAUUCGACUUCCAGCUCAAACAUCCUGAAAGGCCAUGGAACACCGACAACAACUGGUUUGUUAAACCAACCGACGUUCAAGUUACAGUCAGGCUCCUGAAUGAGUAG